AAAUGGGCCCCCCUAAGGCGCUCGAAGUCCGAGCAGCAGCCCAGCCUACCGCUGCUCCGCCUCACUGUCGGCGGCGUGCUGAGGAAAGCUGCCGGCGGUGUUUGUUGCCGCAGCGGCCAUGAGGUGAUGACGGCGACGCACGGCACGUAAGCUGCACUCGCUGUCAUCCUUUCUGUUCGGCGCCGAGCGCCUCGAUCCCGCGCGUCUCUUCCGAAGAAGAUGACGACGAUGCGGCAACUUGAGGCGCGUCGCCACGUUCGCCAUCGCCUUUCGAGUGAAUCGAGGGGCAGGAGCACCAAGCCCACGCAGGGCGACCGGUGAUGGAGAACGCGGGCAUCGUCUUCCUUAAUUUUCGGCAUGAGAAGUUGAGGGCGGCGCGCGCGGCAUGGAGAACGCGGGCGUCGUCUUCCUUGAUUUUCGGCUGCUCCAACGCACGCGGCGGCGCAAGGAUGUACAUUGACAGGAAGUGCCCAUUCACAGGAACUGUUUUAUCAGAGGCAGAAUUAAUGCUGGAACAUGCCACAAUGCGAAGAUGAAUAGGACUGUCAUUGUCCGCAGGAACUGUCUCCAUUUUGUAGAAAUAUCAGAGGUAUGAGAAGAGGCACCCCAGCAUUUCUCCUCACAUUUCUCCUUUCUUCCGGGUCAAGGAAGGAGACCAUGUCAUCAUUGGCCAGUGCAGGUAUUGCUUUCUAGCUGAUGUACUUCCUCCAUUCUAAUGAACAAGGUGCUCACACAUCCCAAAAUUUAACUUUGACCGUAAAUUAGACCAACCAAAUAUGGGCUAUAUGUAAUAAAAAUUAUACCGUUGAAUUUGUAUUGGAAAGAAGUGUUCAAUGGUAUAAUUUGUAAGAUACAAAAAAAUCAAAUUAUUGAUGUAAUUUACGGUCAAAGUUGAUUUUUCGGAAGUGUGUGCCUUAUUCAUUGGGAUGGAGGGAGUAUUGUCUGGUUCUUUAUGAUUUCAAUUCUGUUGGCCCACCGUAAAAUUACUUGGGAAUGUGAGGCUUAAAAGUUUCAACCCCGUGCAAGGACUCCAAAGGUAUGUCAGUCUUCUGCUUGCUUUAAAAUGAUUUUACAAAUGAAGGGAAACAUGAAUUCUUUUGUUUCUUGACUUAUACUUAACAUUCUAUGGGAAAAUAGUUUGUCAUUUCCCCAUUGGGGUUGUAGUCCUUGAUGUAUGCGUUGUAUUGCCAUUGUCAUAACCAAGCAACCUUAAAUAUUAUUUUUUAUUUUCUUGGGAUGAAAAUACUCUUAUGUGACAACCGUAAGUUUAUUAAAUGCACAACGGGGUUUCAGAAACUGGGUGGUUACUUUUAUUUCUUCACAACAAAUUACCGUGAUUCCAGGAACUGUUGGAUACCAGUCCCCUGCUUGUUCGGAUUCCUGAACUGGGGGACUGGACUUCCAUUCGAUGCUGAUAUUUUUUGUACUGUAUGUGCUGCAGGCCUUUGUCGAAAACUGUGAGGUUCAACCUCCUUAAAGUCAUUCCACCUGUGUCCACAGGCGGCACUGGAAAGAAAACAUUCACGGCAGCUUGAGCUUGUCAAAAUUAGUAUAGGUAUAGUCGUAUUAGAUAAAAGUGCCCACUUAGAAUUCGUCUAGCUUUGGUGUUUUGACAUCUGGUGCGAGAUGUUGAGCCCUCUGUCAUUUAUCUGAAUACGCGCAUUAAAUGCAUCCGUGCAAGUCUGGUCAUGCAAAUUGUGGCAGUUGUUGCCCAGUGGUUGGCUGGUCCUAUGGGCUAUGGCAGGCACACUAUGAACCUUAUUUGAAGCAAUAGCAUCUAUAUUCUGUUUAUCUCUGUCUUGUGAUGGUGACGUGCUAUUUCUUUGGUUUACAUCUUAUUGGGAUUAAGGUAACAAAACCUUUUUGCCGACCUCACAAUUGGUCUUAUUUUUUUCUUUCUUCUGUUUAUAUGGUUAACCGCGGAUGUCAAAACUACUUGAAUAUAUUCAUCUUGUUAUCUGUUGUCCGAAAGAGAUCAUCAUCCUCACACCUCUUUCGCAUGAUCUCAUGGUUUCCUCUUUUGGAUAUGGGCAUUUGCUAAUUGUCGCGGCGAACCAACCUUUGAAGCAACUACUUGAUCAGAUAAUGCCUGGAUUCUGACAGUGACAUGAACCUACCUUUUCAUUUCAGGAAAUGCUUCAUUGUUUAGAUGAUAGCUGUUCCUGUGGGCUACUGGCUUGUGCGGGCGUCUCAAGCUUGAAGAAAGGAGAUCGGUUGUUUGCAAGGCAUGCAAUUUAGGCUGCUUCUUAAAGCGCAUUUGAUCCUGUUAAAAUGCCCUCAGACCCAUCUCAUAUUCCGAAGCAAUAGUGAGACUUCCAGCCAUACAGAUGAGCGCCAAAGCCAUCUCCCUCUAUUGCUGUGUACCUGCUGCAUUUCUGCUCUUCUUUGCCCAUCUCAAUAACCCAACCACUUCAUUCGUUCGAGCUCUGCUUGAUCUUGCAACACCACUCCUUCCAUUUAAUUUCCUUACAGUUCAUUAUUUUUCUAACUAUCAUCGCCAUCGUGGUUCGUAUGACCCGCUCUGUGAUGAUUUCCCGCCAGACUUCCCACCGCCUAACACCGCAGCAACAUCGAUCUUCUGUGUCGAUCCCAACGGCUGCUGCGACUUCACCACAGUGCAGUCCGCGGUUGAUGCUGUGCCAAGAUCCAGCCAAAAGAGGAACGUUGUGUGGAUCAACAAGGGCAUCUAUUUUGAGAAAGUAACAGUCCCUGCUACAAAGCCCAACAUCACAUUUCAGGGGCAGGGAUUUGAUCUGACGGCAAUCAUGUGGAACGACACCGCCAACUCAUCACAUGGAACCUUCUACAGCGCUUCGGUUUCUGUUUUCGCAGCCGGCUUUGUCGCGAAGAACAUCAGCUUCAUUAAUGUAGCACCAAUUCCAAGACCCGGAGAUGUCGGUGCUCAGGCGGUCGCUCUGAGGAUCGGCGGUGACCAGGCGGCAUUCUGGGGCUGUGGCUUCUUUGGGGCACAAGAUACACUGCACGAUGAUCGGGGCCGGCAUUACUUCAAGGAAUGUUUCAUUCAGGGCUCCAUCGACUUCAUCUUCGGAGAUGCUAGGUCACUCUAUGAGAACUGCAGAUUGAUUUCCAUAGCAGAUCCUGUGCCUGCAGGGGUGAGAUCCAUCACAGGUUCAGUUACUGCACAUGCCCGGGAAUCCAACCAAGAAAACACCGGGUAUUCAUUUGUCAACUGCAGCAUCGGUGGCACCGGGUGGAUAUGGCUCGGGCGAGCGUGGAGACCUUACUCCCGUGUUGUAUUCGCAUACACUUCGAUGUCAAAUAUCAUCGCCUCCGAUGGAUGGAAUGAUUGGAAUGAUCCUUCAAGAGAUCAGUAUGCCUCUCCUGUACUGCUAGUGUUUUCUGGAAUCAAUUCAGAAUGCACGCUAACAUCGGUUUGUUCUAUGAUUUCCAUUGCCAGGAGUGUGUUUUAUGGAGAGUACAAGUGUACAGGCGAUGGCGCACACCUGGCGGGCAGAGUGCCGUACGCUCUUGAGCUCAGCGACGUGCAAGCAUUGCCUUACUUGAACACAUCUUUUAUCGACGGUGAUCUAUGGCUGAAACCAUACUGCGACUCACUAAUAUCUGCAUGAAGUCAUAAAUUCCCAGUUUAAAGUUAUGUAGCAUUGUAUCACAGACAAGCAAAAGGAACAAGUUAGCACAAAUCCAUUUGUUGGAUUCUCUCACAUACCAUAUAGUACAUUAAAUCACCUGGGAAAAGUACAUCAUUUGGAAUUUCAGAAAUGUAUUGAUUUCGACAAAGAUUGGAUUGUCCUCUGUCACUAA
Messenger RNA from Triticum aestivum (bread wheat), 3783 nucleotides. Its product is annotated as probable pectinesterase 8. Gene Ontology annotation, molecular function: pectinesterase activity. The coding region runs from base 2328 to 3590 and encodes 420 amino acids. Gene Ontology annotation, biological process: cell wall modification; pectin catabolic process. The transcript is spliced from 6 exons. Lineage: Eukaryota; Viridiplantae; Streptophyta; Magnoliopsida; Poales; Poaceae. The record is from RefSeq and is a predicted model, not a curated record.